CCGCACCAUGUCCGCCUUCUCCGAGGCUGCUCUGGAGAAGAAACUGCUGGAGCUAAGCAACUCCCAGCAGAGCGUCCAGACCCUGUCCCUGUGGCUCAUCCACCACCGCAAACACUCCAAGAUCAUCGUCCUGGUCUGGCACCGCGAGCUCCGCAAAGCUAAACCAAACCGAAAACUAACCUUCCUGUAUCUGGCGAAUGAUGUGAUCCAGAACAGUAAGAAAAAGGGCCCAGAGUUUACCAAGGACUUUGCACCUGUUUUGGUGGAUGCAUUUUCACAUGUUUCAAGUGAAUCUGAUGAAAACUGUAAGAAGCAUUUAGAAAGGGUGUUAGCCAUUUGGCAAGAGAGGAUGGUUUAUGAAAACGACUUCAUUGACCAGCUUAAGCAUCUUCUUUCAGAAAAAAAAGCCAAGAAACGUACUUUUGAACAAAUACAAGAAGAAGAUGACGACUAUCUUUCCAAUACCACGCCCAAAGAAGCACCAGAGACUGAGGAGCUCAUCAAAGCAUUGCAAGAGCUGGAAAACGCAGCUUCAGGUGAUGCAGCUGUGCGACAAAAGAUAGCUUCAUUACCUCCAGAGGUUCAGGAUGUCUCUCUGUUAGAUAAAAUAACAGACAAAGAGUCUGCAGACAGAUUGUCGAGAACUGUGGAUGAGGCCUGCAUGCUCUUGGCAGACUACAAUGGCAGACUGGCUGCAGAACUGGAAGAUCGCAAGCAGUUGGCACGUAUGCUGGCUGAUUACGUCCGUAUUCAAAAAGAAAUCCUAGCGGAGAAAGAACAUAAACUGGAAGAGUACAAGCGGAAACUAGCCAAGGUCACACAAGUGCGAAAAGAGCUGAAGUCCCACAUCCAAAGCUUGCCUGAUCUUUCCCAGCUUCCAAAUGUGACGGGGGGACUAGCACCAUUGCCCUCUGCAGGCGAUCUGUUCUCCACCGAUUGAUACUGCAUCACUCUUCUUAAAUAACUUUUGAAAAGGACAGAAAGAUUGCACAAUUUUCAGAGCUCCAUAUUUCCCUUGUUUUAAGACAGAUCAGACCUAUAAUUGCUGCAGUACUAUUUUUCUAUAUCCAUAAGAUCACAGUCCUUAGAGUAGAUAUGAUCAAAAUAAAGAUGAACGAAAAAGCGAUCUACUGUUUGCAGAAUGAGGCAGUUGAUGGAUAAACAGUGUAUGCAACCGGUCAUUCAAUGAGUCAAUGAACGUCAAGGCAUGUAACGUAAUGACUUAAGUGUCUUGUGAAAGGCAUAGUGUUUUGUUAGUUGGAAAGAUUUGUGUUAUACUUGGUUCAGUAGGCAGCCUGGUUGGCAUAGUACAUAACUGAGUGCUGUAUGACUGGCUCUGUCCUAUUACAGUAGCAGCCCUCCCAACUUUGCAUUUCUUGGAAACCACAGCAGAUCUAACUGUGAAGAGGUAUAAGAGAUAUUGAAGGAAGGAAGGGAUGGAAGGAAGAAAAGGUAAGGAAGGAAAGGAAGGAAAGGGAAGGAAAGGAAGGAAAGGGAAGGAAUCGAUCAAUCAAUGGUUACUUGUCAAACAAUCAGCAUUCUUACUAAUACCCAAACAAGUGCACAAAAUCACUUUGGGAUUCUGGUACAAUCGCUGAACUCUGAAACAAAUACAGUAACUGUGCUGAUCAAGUUUUAAGAAUGUAUUUCUUUCAGAGCAACAACUGUAGAUGCACACUUGAAUUGGACAUGUUUCGCUCACUGUGAAAUAAUAAUAAUAAUAAUCCUUGCAUUUGAUAUAGCGCUUUUCAC
Callorhinchus milii (elephant shark) is the source of this 1752-nucleotide messenger RNA. RefSeq names its product regulation of nuclear pre-mRNA domain-containing protein 1B. The coding region runs from base 8 to 940 and encodes 310 amino acids. Gene Ontology annotation, molecular function: RNA polymerase II complex binding. The record is from RefSeq and is a predicted model, not a curated record. Gene Ontology annotation, biological process: mRNA 3'-end processing. The transcript has 7 exons. Gene Ontology annotation, cellular component: RNA polymerase II, holoenzyme. NCBI's taxonomy places the organism in Eukaryota, Metazoa, Chordata, Chondrichthyes, Chimaeriformes, Callorhinchidae.